Messenger RNA from Elgaria multicarinata webbii, 5574 nucleotides. RefSeq names its product protein tyrosine phosphatase non-receptor type 21 (gene PTPN21). Gene Ontology annotation, molecular function: protein tyrosine phosphatase activity. NCBI's taxonomy places the organism in Eukaryota, Metazoa, Chordata, Lepidosauria, Squamata, Anguidae. Gene Ontology annotation, cellular component: cytoskeleton. The coding region runs from base 573 to 4241 and encodes 1222 amino acids. The record is from RefSeq and is a predicted model, not a curated record. The transcript is spliced from 20 exons. Gene Ontology annotation, biological process: protein dephosphorylation.
CCAGGGGCUUCCUCUGUCACAGGAAGGCGGCUGGCUGAGGGAAGGCUCCGUUUGCUCUAGGGUUCCUCCUCCGCCCUCCACCUCUUCCUCCUCUGACGCUUUGCCCAGUGGAAUGAUAUCCAGACUCAAUUUUUCGCGGUGCUGUUGUUGUUGUUGUCGUUGUCCUCGAGGCAGGAAGUGAGGAAUGUUUGCGCUCUGAGCGGCUCAGAAGGAGAGGUGAAGGCGGCUCUUUACGACAGGAGAAAGGGACCCGAGAAGCCGCCCUAUCCGACCGCUCGCCAUCCCCCAUCCCGCAAGGAACACCCAUGAAAUGGUUUUAUCUCAAGUGCUCUCAAAGCUGCGCCGGGAUUUUUGGAGCUAGAGGAGACCCUCUUUCUUUGGAUAAUUGCAACAGAACUUUUGUGGAUGCUUCCUUUGCUCAGAAGUUGGAGGAAAACCUGCCACACGUUAAUGGCUGCUGCUACUGCCGCUGGUUGAUCAUCGGGGGACUUUGCAGCUCCUGACUAUUUACAGGAGGAGAGACGUUCCUGGAUGUUUUUCUGUGACUUCUUGUGAAUGUGUUAGGGAAGAAAAUGCCUCUGCCUUUUGGGCUGAAGCUGAAACGAACUCGACGCUACACAGUCUCUAGCAAGAGCUGCUUGGUGGCCCGGAUCCAGCUACUUAACAAUGAGUUUGUGGAGUUCACGCUGUCGGUGGAGAGCACUGGGCAGGAAAGCCUGGAGGCUGUGGCCCAGAGACUUGAACUUCGAGAGAUCACCUAUUUUAGCCUUUGGUAUUUUAACAAGCAGAACCAGCGCCGGUGGAUAGACUUGGACAAGCCUCUGAAAAAACAACUGGAUAAAUAUGCAUUGGAGCCAACUGUAUUCUUUGGUGUAGUGUUUUAUGUGCCUUCUGUCUCUCAGCUUCAGCAAGAGAUUACCAGAUACCAGUAUUACCUACAAUUGAAGAAAGACAUCUUGGAAGGAAACAUUCCUUGCACGUUUGAGCAAGCAAUUCAUCUGGCUGGCUUAGCUGUCCAAGCUGAUUUUGGAGAUUAUGACCAGUAUGAAUCGCAGGAGUUUCUACAGAGGUUUGCCUUGUUUCCUGUGGGCUGGUUACAAGAUGAGAAGAUCUUGGAAGAAGCAACCCAGAAAGUGGCCUUACUCCAUCAGAAGUACAGGGGUCUCACGCCGCCUGAUGCAGAGAUGUUAUAUAUGCAAGAAGUUGAGAGAAUGGAAGGUUAUGGCGAAGAGAGCUAUCCUGCAAAGGACAGCCAAGGAAGUGACAUAUUCAUUGGAGCUUGUCUUGAUGGAAUCUUUGUUAAGCACAAAAACGGACGCCCCCCUGUCAUCUUUAGGUGGCAUGACAUUGCUAAUAUGUCUCACAACAAAUCCUUUUUUGCGUUAGAGUUGGCAAAUAAAGAAGAGACCAUCCAGUUCCAAACUGAAGACAUGGAGACAGCAAAAUAUGUGUGGAGGAUGUGUGUCGCCAGGCACAAAUUUUAUAGACUAAAUAAAUGUAGCCUAGACUCCCCAGACUCUCCGCCUGAGGAAGGCUCUCAGAAAUCUUUCCUCAUUCUUUCCUUUCCACGCUUCCCAAUCCUUUCUCGUCCUUCUCUGCCCAAAGGACAAGCUCAGACUGUGACAGUGAAUCCGGUUAGGAGGCGAUCAUCCACCAGGAUGUCUCUGCAGCCCAAACCACAGCCUUAUAUGCUGCCACCACCACCACCUCAGCUACACUACAAUGGACACUAUGCCGAACCGUAUACAUCUUCACAAGAUAAUCUCUAUGGGAAUAAUCAGAAUGGCUAUUAUUGCCACUCUCAGACCAGCUUGGAUCGAACCCCGCAUGACUACAACGGCCGAAUCCGCAACGGGAGCGUCUACAGCGCUCACAGCACUAACUCCCUGAACAACCCACAGCACUACAUGCAGCCUUCACCCAUGUCCUCCAACCCGAGCAUUACCGGCAGCGACGUCCUCCGGUCGGAUUACGUCCCGUCGCACCGGCACAGUGCCCUGAUACCACCUUCUUAUCGGCCUACCCCAGAUUAUGAGACAGUGAUGAAACAGCUUAACCGAGGAAUGAUUCACUCUGACAAGCAGAGCCAUUCCAUGAGGAAUCUCAACAUUGGCAAUUCAUACGCCUACAGUAGGCCUGAUGCCAUGGUAUACAGCCAGCCAGAAAUCCGAGAACAUGCUAAUUUUGCCUCCCCUCAUUCCGGCCACUACCCAUUUAACCUGAAUUACAGUUUUCACAGCCAAUCCCCCUACCCCUAUCCUGCUGAACGGCGCCUGGUGGUUGGAGCUGUGAGCGUGCCUGAGCUCACUAACGUUCAGUUGCAGGCCCAAGAUUAUCCUGCACCGAACAUUAUGAAGACUCAAGUCUACCGCCCCCCUCCGCCGUAUCCUUAUCCAAGACCAGCUAACAGCACCCCAGACCUGUCUCGGCACCUCUACAUCAGCAGCAGCAAUCCGGAUCUUAUCACCCGGCGGGUCCAUCACUCGGUCCAGACGUUUCAAGAGGACAGUUUGCCCGUUGCACAUUCCCUCCAGGAAGUGAGUGAGCCCUUAACGUCUGCCCGGCAUGCUCAGUUGCAGAAGAGGAACAGUAUUGAGAUAGCCGGACUGGCCCACAGCUUCGAGGCCAUGAGGAUUAAAGAGAGGACCAUGUCGGCAUCCGCUGCAGAUGCAGCCCCUCCGAAGGUGGUUCCCGGAGGGUCACAGCCUACCGUUUUCCUGGAGAGAACCAAGCAAGAGGAAAACGAGGAGCAAGAUGAUAAUGUGAACUAUGGGCAUAAGAAGUCUCUUUCAGAUGCCACAAUGCUGAUCCAUAGCAGUGAGGAAGAGGAAGAAUUUGAGGAAGAAAACAAGACUAAUCCAGCCCUCUCUCCAUUCAUCAACGGAAAACCCCAGCUUCCUUCUGUCAUGGGGAGUUACACUCCAGAGUCCUUAUUGAACUAUCCGUACAGUUCUGUUGCUUCGUCUCCUGGCCCUUUACAUAUACAUGAACCCAAGUUGCAUAUCACGGAGACUGAGAAGAGGGUAAAAGAUGUGAGUUCCACCCACAUCAUGGCUGAUAGUCAAGUGCAGAGAAGAGGUGAUGGGCUGUUGACGCCGUCUGUGUCUGAGUCCGACUUAACGCUGUCUGCGAGGUACAGGGUGCGGAAGGAUUCUGUAAAGAAGAGACCUGUGUCUGAAUUACUUUCAGGGAAGAAGAAUAUUGUAGAAGGGCUACCUCCUUUAGGGGUCAUGAAAAAGAACAGAGCAGAAGCCAAAAAGAUAGGACCUUUGAAGUUAGCUGCUCUUAAUGGACUGACGUUAUCUCGGCUGCCACUGCCAGACGAAGGGAAGGAGGAACCUGCCAGAGCAACAAAUGAUGAACGGUGUAAAGGUUUGGAACAACGGCUGGAACAAGGAAUGGUGUUUACGGAAUAUGAGCGGAUUCAAAAGAAAAGGCUUGUGGAUAGUGAAUGCUCGAUAGCCCGUCUCCCAGAAAAUGCGGAACGGAACCGGUUCCAAGAUGUACUUCCAUAUGAUGACACCAGAGUAGAGUUGGUCCCUACAAAAGAAAAUAAUACGGGUUAUAUCAAUGCAUCCCACAUUAAGGUCUGUGUUGGGGGUAUGGAGUGGGAUUACAUUGCGACCCAAGGUCCUUUGCAGAAUACAUGCCAAGAUUUCUGGCAGAUGGUGUGGGAGCAAGGGAUUGCCAUUAUAACUAUGGUGACGGCAGAAGAGGAGGGAGGCCGAGAGAAAAGUUUCCGGUACUGGCCACGGCUCGGCUCCAGGCACAAUACAGUGACGUACGGGAGAUUCAAGAUCACCACCCGCUUCCGGACAGACUCGGGUUGCUAUGCGACAACAGGCUUGAAGAUCAAGCACCUCCUCACGGGGCAGGAGAGGACGGUUUGGCAUCUUCAGUAUACUGAUUGGCCAGAACAUGGCUGCCCAGAGGACAUAAAAGGGUUUCUGUCAUACUUGGAAGAGAUACAGUCAGUACGGCGCCAUACAACGAGCACUGCAGAUCCUACGGCCCCCAACCCUCCCCUGCUGGUGCAUUGCAGUGCUGGUGUGGGAAGAACUGGAGUGGUCAUCUUGUCGGAGAUCAUGAUUGCCUGUUUGGAACACAAUGAGGCCCUGGAUAUCCCGAGAAUGCUGGAUAUGUUGAGGCAGCAGAGGAUGAUGAUGGUACAGACACUAUGCCAAUACACCUUUGUCUAUGGAGUUCUCAUUCAGUUCCUUAAGAGUUCGAGGCUCAUAUAAACCUUACCCACUCCGCUUCCAAGUCUCACUCUUUAGAAGAGCUUACAAAAGCAGAUCUUUGCCUUCCACCAGGGCAGACUUCUGGCUUGGUUUGAAGAUGCUUCAUGCAAGUCCAGUGUUGUCAGCGUCGGUCUUUGCAGAGCAAGACUUUGAGUGGGCAGGCUUCUUUCUUUAUUCGUGUGAAGUUGUAGCUGGAUCAAGAAAAGAAUGAGUGUGGGUGUUGUUGUUUUUAAAAAGUACUGAUCUGCUGUGUUUUUCAUGUACUUAAGAGACUGUGUUACGGUAGGCAAAAAAAGCUGAUCCUACCAAGACGGCAUUGCGCCAUAUUGAAAAUCAUUGCUCGCUUAUUUUUUAAUUCUGAUUAAAAAGACAACAGCUCAGAUUCAGAGUAAAGAGAGCAAAAGCUCUGAAGCCAUAUCUAUGAAGAUAUAUCAUGUGGGGAAAGAUGUGUGCCCUGCAGAUAUAGAGGUCACAAACUACAUCCCUAUGCUUUGAAAUUUUGUAUUCAGAUCAAUGCUAUAUAAAAUACUUGUGAAUUGUACCAAUUUCAUAUUGGAACCAGUAUCUGCAAGAAACCCUUAAAGGUAGCACUUAAAACAGUCCCCUUUGUAUUCAGUGUGGUGGGUGGGUUGCACUUAUCUAAAAGUUACAAACAGCACAAUAUUUCAGAAUAGUAUAUAUGUAGGAAGAGAGACUUUUUUGGUUUUUGAGAUUUGUAUAGUGAAGGAGGAAGAAAUGGGAAGUGAUAAAGGCUGGUACAGUUUGAGGUCUCAUAAAACAAGCGAGAGCUGGGUCCUUGCAGGAAACAUAUAGGGUAAUAAAAUGAGACAGAAGAAGCCAGGAGAAAUGGUUACAGCUGGCACUUAAUAUUUCCCCAGAGGUAAGAAAUGGAAGGAGGGUAUUGUUGCUGACGGUUCUACGCCGAAUGGAAAACAGGGGUUGCAGAAUGCUAUGUAACUCCCCCAGUUGUACCCUCAGUAUUAUUCAUGUAUUUAAAAGACAGUUUGCUACUACUGGUUGAAAUCAAGGUGGAUGCAGAUGAUACUUAAGCACUUUCUUGGCUUUUAUUUAUCUAAGGAAGAAUUUAGGUUCUACCAGAUUAGCACACCAGUACUUUUUAUUUUAUUUUAUUUUUGGAAAAGCUUUUUCAGAUGAAGUGAGUGAGUGGUGAAUUGGUUUUAAAGUAGAGUGUUGCACCCUGGUCACCAAGGAAGCUGAAUGUGAGAUGGGGGAGUGCAAGUGUGACGGUCAGUCUGAAUGUUUUAGCAGAGAGGCUGCAGUAUUACAACGGGUGGGUGGGAGGUUGUUGGGUUUUUUUGGUUAUGUUCCUCUU